AUGAGCGGUGCCCACCGCCACCUCGGACUGCUGCUCCUGGCCGAAGCAGUGCUGUGUGCUGCCACCACACGGUUUCAAGAUGUUGUGAGCCACGGAAGCACUUCUCCUGUCACAUCCUACAGGAAUAUAGAAGGCUGGUCUAGUGAUCAAAAUAAAUGGAAUGAAAAGCUUUAUCCUUUCUGGGAAGAAGGAGAUCCCAGAUGGAAGGACUGCUGGAAAGGAGGAAGGGUGACAGCCAAACUGGACACUGACAGCCCAGCACUGGUAGGAUCCAACGUGACUUUUGUUGUGACUCUCCAGUUUCCCAAGUGUCAGAAAGAAGAUAAUGAUGGCAAUAUAAUAUAUAAAAGAAACUGUACCCAGGAUCUUUCAGCUUCCCAGAAUCAGCAAGUCUAUGUCUACAACUGGACUGAAUGGAUCGACAACUGUAGGUGGGAAAACUGCACAGGCAACCACAGCCAUAAUGUAUUUCCAGAUGGGAGACCUUUCCCUCAUCACCCUGGCUGGAGGAGGAGGAACUUCAUCUACGUUUUUCACACACUUGGUCAGUACCACCAAACAACUGGGCGAUCUUCAGCAACGCUUUCGGUCAACACAGCAAACAUCACUCUCGGCAAACACGUGAUGGCAGUAUCCAUUUACAGGAGAGGGCACUCGGCGUUCGUCCCGAUUGCAAGAGCCAGUGCCGCUUACGUUGUAACAGACAAAAUUCCCAUAUCUGUGAGCAUGUUCCAAAAACAUGACCGCAACAUCUCAGACUCCAUUUUUAUCCAAAACUCACCAAUCACAUUUGAUGUGAAGAUCCAUGAUCCCAGCUCCUAUCUUAAUAACUCUGCUAUCUCCUACAAGUGGAACUUCGGAGAUGGAAGUGGCUUAUUUGUAGCUGGCGGUUCCAGCACAUCUCACACCUAUACUCUGCAAGGAAACUUCACUCUGAAUUUAACUGUCCAAGCCAUUAUACCUGUACCUUGCAAGCCAGUAACACCCACUGCACCAUCACCCACGUCAGCAGUAACAACUGGAGCAACAACUAAUUCAGAUUCUUCUGCUACCAUUGAGUCAAUGGAGGAUAAUCCUGAUGGAGGUUGCCAUAUUUAUAGAAAUGGAUACUACAGAAGUGAUAUCUCUGUUGUAGAGGGAAUCCUUGAGGUAAAUAUUAUUCAGAUGACAAACAUCCAGAUGACAGCAAGUCAAGCUGAAAACUCACUGGUUGACUUUGUUGUUACCUGCCAAGGGAGUCUCCCUACAGAUGUUUGCACAGUCGUUUCUGACCCCACAUGCCAGGUUUCCAAGAGCAUGGUAUGCGACCCCAUCGCCGUUGCUGAUGAAUGCUUGCUCACCAUUAGGAGAGCUUUUGAGGAACCUGGAACAUACUGUAUAAACAUCACCUUGGGGGAUGAUGCCAGCCAAGCCCUUGCCAGUGCACUGAUUUCUGUAAAUGGAGCAUCAUCAUCAGGAACAACAGAAGGUGUCUUUAUCUUCCUUGGCUUGUUGGCAGUGUUUGCCACCAUUGGAGCUUUUGUCCUUUACAAGAGAUACAAGCAAUACAAGCCUAUCGAGAGAAGUGCAGGACAGACAGAGAACCAGGAGGGAAUAACUGCUUACUUCAGCAAUUUCAAAGCAAUUUUCUUCCCUAGCAGCACUGAGAGAAAUCCUCUGCUGAAAAGCAAACCAGGCAUUGUUUAAACUUUUAGUCUAACACUAUUAGAUUACAUUCACAACACAUAUCUGAACUGUACUCUGAUGGGGUUUUCUUGCUGUUAAAAAACAGGGGCUGAGGUGAAAGCACAUAUAGAUGAGUUGGUAACUUUUGAGGGCUUGGUGCAAUUAGAACUAUCAAAAUAAUCCUUUGUAGGAUGAAGUAGUUUUGAACAUGUGCUCUUCUUGCUUGUGAUCUAGGAUACUCUCUUCUGAAUAACUAACGCAACAUACUCCACCUCCCCAUACUUCUUACUUCUUGGUUAUCUGUUUGCAAAACUAACCAGAUCCAUAAUCUGGAGGAGAAGGAAAAAAACCACUUUUUAAAAAGAAACAACAGACAAGAACUUGUAAAUACUUAGUCCUUAGUCUUAAAUAGACAGUCCAGACCAGCUGUCUAGUGCCUCAGCAGGAUUCAUGCCUUUGCUGGAAAGACAGAUAUAGCAACACAUCUUAGAUCUGUGGAAUCAAAGGUGCCAUGGCUUACUCCCAGGCACUGGAACUGUUCAGGAGGUUCUAGCACAGUCUUGCUCCAGGCAGCCUAGCUCCCACCAAGCAAACACCAGAUUCUGGGAAGAACCAGAUGCACUGUUCCCCAAUGGGAGCUUGGCAGCAGUCACCAUGUUUUGCACGGCUUAAUAGUGUGAAUGCAGCUAAUUACAUGGCAGUUGUCCUCAGGGCCAGAAAACAGAGAUGGACACAUUUAGCUUCCUGAACAUGGCUAACAGUGCGUAAGUCUCGCUAUAAGAAAGACCACA
Molecule: messenger RNA, 2456 nt
Organism: Pogoniulus pusillus (Red-fronted tinkerbird)
Lineage: Eukaryota; Metazoa; Chordata; Aves; Piciformes; Lybiidae
Gene: GPNMB
Product: glycoprotein nmb
Exons: 11
Coding region: 1-1686 (561 amino acids)
Biological process (GO): cell adhesion
Cellular component (GO): plasma membrane
Molecular function (GO): integrin binding
Source: RefSeq, a predicted model, not a curated record